AUGUUUCGGCCACAGCUCAGGCAGAUAGCGCUGCGCCGUGAACGGGCAAAAUUUGGUCUUUCUACAUCUGCUCGCCAGUUCUCCUGCACUCAUACAGUGGCCGAAGAUCGAAACCAGCAAUCCGGUAAGUACAUCAAAGGGAAGCAGGCAUUGAGCAAGAUAAAGUGCAGUUACGACCGUAAACCCAAUAUCCGCCCUUCAUCGGCCACACCCUCCCACCCACCUCGCAAUCCCAAUGGGCCGCCAGCUCGCACCAACCAGCCUCAAACUCGUCCUCCUCGAAUGAUUGACGCUAGAUCUUUUGCGGCGGCACGAGCUAGCGGUGGAGAGCAACCUAAGAUUAUCCGCAGCCCGAGAUCGCGCAACGUUCGGGGCGGCAACCAACCUCCAAACCGCAAACCAAAAUCCUCCGCCAAAGCCAAAGCCGCGAAAGGUAACCGAAAUGGCCCGCGCAGGAACGCAAGAUCUUCCGAGAAUGACGAGGGCGAAGAUGCCGAAGCGGCGGCCAUCGACCAAGUUCUGCAAGAGCAAAUCAUCAAAUCCCGGCCAACCCCUAUCCGCUAUGAACCCCAGGAGAUCAACUUCUAUACUUUGAAAGAGACCUGGCCUUCAAUCCCCACAGACGUGAACUCGCGCUCGGCUGCUGUAUAUGAAAAGCUUUCCAGCCUGAGCGGCCGCUUUGCCAAUGGCUAUAUCCCGCCAUAUGAGCUCGGAAGGCGCCUAUGGAAGGGCCAAAGCGUCCUGUUCCACAACGAGAAUGAUAAGGCCGAGGCUUUGGAAAAGACCAAACGAUUGGCUCAGCUUCGUGCCGAUCGAAUUUCACAGCGCAAGGGUGACCUUGUGGAGCCUCGGAACGUCGAGUUUAGUCCCAUUGACGCAGGCAACACCAAGUCUCUCAUGGAAACGUUUGUUCAGGGGAAAUACCCCGCGUCUGAAGUUGGGAAAGAUUCACAUGCCGUAUUGGGAGAGGUGUCGAAGAACCUCAGGAACAACGGGACCUACCAGACAACCGGGAAGACCUCACAGUUCAUGGCCAAGAUUGAAUCUCUUGUCUCUGCUGGCCGCAAGACGAAGAGCGUCUAA
Penicillium egyptiacum is the source of this 1083-nucleotide messenger RNA. Lineage: Eukaryota; Fungi; Ascomycota; Eurotiomycetes; Eurotiales; Aspergillaceae. The record is from the annotation of a GenBank genome assembly.